AACAGCAUCUGAACCCCUUAUGUUUAAAGGUUUCCUUUCAUGGUUGAGAAUGCCGGAGGGUCCUGAGCUUCAUUUGGCUAGCCUGUUUGUCAACAGGAUGUGUGCAGGGCUUGUGUUUACCGGAGCUGUAGAGAAAUCUGAAGUGAAUAAAAAUCCUGAGGUCCCAUUCUGCUGCGAUGCCUACACCAUCAGAGCCCAGUCCAGAGGAAAAGAGGUCAUACUCACACUAACACCCUUUAAAAACGAUGGCAAACGCAAGGUCGGUAAACAUCAGUCUCAGCAGCCCAUGGAUGUAGUUUUCCGGUUUGGGAUGUCAGGGUUUUUCCGCUUCACUACAGAAGCCGAUCUUCCAAAACAUGCCCACCUGCGGUUCUACACUGCUGAGAGCCCACGCAGGGUCCUGAGUUUUGAGGACACACGCAGAUUUGGCAGCUGGCAAGCAAAUGGGACCUGGCAAAAAGACAGAGGGCCUUGCGUCAUGUUUGAGUACGAGAAGUUCAGGGAGAAUGUUCUUUCAAAUCUGUCUGACAAGGCAUUUGACAAACCCAUCUGUGAGGCGCUCUUAAAUCAGAAGUAUUUCAACGGGAUCGGGAACUAUCUUCGAGCAGAGAUUUUGUUCAGAUUACAAAUCCCCCCAUUUGUGAAGGCACGGACAGUUCUAGAGGGAAUUGAGCCGAAAAAUGAGGAUAAAAAGGAGAUCAAAAAGACUACAGAUACUGCCAGAAAGAAGGGGGUGAAGGUUGAGACCCCAGACCUCCUUUCUUUGUGUCACACUGUUCCCUUGGAGGUGGUGAAAUUGGGUGAAAAUGGCUAUAAACCAGCAAAGGCUGAAUAUUCUGUGCUACAAGCCUGGAUGCAGUGUUACUCUGUGGAUGGAAUGAAGUCAUUAAGUGACCACAAUGGACGGACAAUUUGGUUCAAAGGGGAUCCUGGUCCUAUGGUGCCCAAAGGUGCCAAAUCCCGCAAAAAUAAGUGGAAAGUACAGAAAGAUCACGAUUAUACUGAUUCAAAGAAAGCCAAAAAGACUUACACCGAGAGCAUUGCAUUAGAAAAGCCUGCCAAGAAAAAGGACAACACAAAGGUAAAGAAAGAAAGUGCAACCUCUAAAGCACAAAGUGGAUCAAAAAGACAGAAAAAAGACACAAAGAGUGUCAGUACAGAACCUGCGGAUGAGAACACAAAGACGAAAAAACAAGGGAAGAGAAGCUCAAAAGUUCCUCCAAGGACUAGAGCUAACAAAAUCAAAGGCCAACAGGUGGAGGAACUGAUUAAAACUAAAAGGAAUCCCAUCACCUGCAGGGAGAGUGCAACAAAAGCAAAGCUACAGAGGAGAAGUAGUGGCGCACGACGAGGCCGUUCAAGAUGAUGACUUAAACCUGUAUAAGGGGAUGAAACUACUGUAAUGGACCACUCAGACCUUUUAUAUUCAGUAAAGACUUCAUAAUCUAUUUUUAACAUAAAAUAUGUAUACAAAAAAUACACUUCUUUAAAUUCUA
This is a messenger RNA of Pimephales promelas (fathead minnow), 1496 nucleotides long. RefSeq names its product nei-like DNA glycosylase 1 (gene neil1). NCBI's taxonomy places the organism in Eukaryota, Metazoa, Chordata, Actinopteri, Cypriniformes, Leuciscidae. Gene Ontology annotation, biological process: base-excision repair. Gene Ontology annotation, molecular function: zinc ion binding; DNA N-glycosylase activity; DNA-(apurinic or apyrimidinic site) endonuclease activity. Gene Ontology annotation, cellular component: nucleus. The record is from RefSeq and is a predicted model, not a curated record.